AUGACGCUUACACGGGCACAACGAGCACAACGCGAUAAAUCUAAUAUGAGAUCAAGUUUAUCUAAAGAGCCUAACUCCAAGUCAACAGGUAUUAGUUCGAGUUCAACAGGCAAAGUAAUUAAUUCUGUUGAACCAAUGAAGGUGGAUCGACUUAGAUAUAAACAACGACGAACUAGGAGCGGAAGGAAAGUCGCAGAUUAUCAUGAACCUACUUCUGAUUCAUCAGAAGACGAGUACUUUUUAAAUAAUAAUAAAGACGUUAGCGAUCGUACGCGAAGAAAGAAACUAUCGAAAGGUGAUCAACGGACGAGAAUUCAAAAUACAUCAGAAUAUAUCAACGAACAAUUUCAUGUAUCAGAACAUACGACUUCUUCAGAUGGUGAACAAGAGAGUUCACAAGAAUUCGGAUUUCCUAUAUUUACAAAAGAAUUUCUAGCUUACGAUAAAGAACGUCGUUGCCGACAAAAAAAACUCGAACAAGAGAAUAAAUCCAAUGAUACAUUUAUUGAAUCUCUUCGUAUAAAAGUUCAUACCCUUAGAUCUGAUGAUGAUAGAAUUCUUCGGGAGAAUCAAGAACUCGAAGCUUCAAAUGCACAAAAAAUUGAAUCAUUUGAAAAAAUUAAGAUGUCAUUGAUUCAAUUGGAAAGAGAAAUUGGUCCGACUGUACGAUCUUCGGGCGUAAAAUUAGAUGAUGCAGAAAAUAUGAUUGCUUAUAUCAACGAUUUUCGAAAACGAGUUGUUAGUGGAUGUCUUCUACAACCUUGA
Dentiscutata erythropus is the source of this 765-nucleotide messenger RNA. The record is from the annotation of a GenBank genome assembly. Lineage: Eukaryota; Fungi; Glomeromycota; Glomeromycetes; Diversisporales; Gigasporaceae.